AUGUGUGACGCGUGUGGAGACAUCGAAUCACCUCUGACAACCUACUGCCGAGACUGUCUCCAUUUCAUCUGUGACUCCUGUGCUUCUUCUCAUGCUAAAAUGAAACUCUUGAUGAAAGAUCACCGUACAGUUCCCCUGGACAAGAUUGAGAACGGGACUAUCCAAAUCAAGUGGAUGGAAGAGGGCUUGUGGAGAAAGGCACACGAGUGCGAAGAGCAUGGCGGUGAGCUGCGAAGAACAUGCAAGAAACGUAUCUGCAGGGACUGUAUCGUUCUCGACCAUACCAAACCUGACCAUCACUGCACCACAGUGCAGAAGAUGUUUCAGGAAACAAAGGAGAAGUUAACAGAUCGUUUGAAAAGCUGCAAGGAAAAGGAGGAACAUGUGAGCACCAUGUUAAAUGACGUGGAUGUACGAGAAACAGGAGCAAACCAGAAGUUUCAUAAGAUGAAAGAAAUUAUUCGGGACCUGAAAUCAAAGGCUGUUGAAAAUUUGGAUAAAGCAGAGGAAGAACUUUUGCAAAAGAUUAACGUGUUGGAGGAAAAGCUUAACGUCAAACUACAAGCUUUCAGAGACAACAUGAACACAACAAAUGAAAAUCUCACGAGGGCGCAAUCAAAGGCUAAAGAGGUUGUUUCGGCAAAAGAGGUUACUGACAUAUCUAGAGGUCCCUUCUUACCUGAAGAUGUUCUCAAAGAACUCGAAGAAUUGAUCGCGUCAGAUGUCACAAUGACAAUUUCUAUGGAUCUCGUGGCUUUGAAAUCUAUGAUGAUAGAAGGUUCGAAGAUGCCAGAGCAAAUGGCGCGCUUUGCUAAGCUGUCAUUGCCGGAUAUUUGGCGAGAAACUCAGAUGCUUCCGAUUCCUCCUAAUAAAGACAUUGUGAAAAUUUUCUCCGAUGGAAACUCGAUGUACGUUGCUUGCAAGAAGGUGAUUUACAAGAAACUGUUGUCUAGCGAUGUCAACCCGUCCAUCUGGUUGAAGCUUCAACUUAAUACAAGCAUCAAACAGGUGGUAGAUGUGGCCAUGUCAAUGACGAACCAAGCCUUCUCUUUCAUUGCUGAUACCGACGCAGCUUGCACGCAACUCUACAGGUUGAAACUGGAUGAUUUCCCAACAUCUGUUGAACACACAGCGGUCCCACCAUGUCCUCUGAACCCCAGUGCAAGACUCACUGUUGAUUUCCAGUCCCGAAUCGUUGUUGCCGAUAACAAGCCAGCCAUAUCAAGUUCAAGUCAGGCAACCUCAUCAGGGUUCGAACCGGUCAGCGAAACCAAACGGCAAAAAACAACAUCCUCUGCGAUAAAUGUGAAUGCACCACCUUUCUCACCGGUUGUUAAAGGUAACUCAAAUAAGAGAGCAGUGACCUUUGGUCAGCAACACUGCUUCACUGGCACAACCUCCAACUCUCAGACAGUAUCUGCUUGCGGCAGUGUCGAGUCUCCAAGCAAGGCAGAAAGCACCCUCUCUCCUUCGGACUCGAAAGGAAGUGAAACAAGACCGGAAAUCCCCAAAGCAGGGUCAACCAUCUUCACAAUAUCCACGAAAAUCUAUAGGGGUAAACCAGAGAUAAGCUCGGCGCCUCGUCCCUUUUUUAUAGGCGAAUUCAUUAUGCCUGCGCCUGCGCUAGCUAGGUCUCAGUUAACUCAGUUAUCUCAGUUAUCAGGAGUAUCUCAGUUAUCAGGAGUAUCUCAGUUAUCUCAGUUAUCUCAGUUAUCUUCCGAUAAUUUCGAGGUUCCACUUGAUAGGGUUAGAAGCCUUGCUGCGGCGAAGACAGGUCAGUUGGUAUUCCUGCGCGGGAAUAAGAAAGCCGUCAUCAUCACUGACAAAGACGGUAGAAUCCAGCAUGAAAUCAAGGAACCUGGCAGGAUGUACUUAUCCAUCUCCUGCACAGAGAGUGACGCCCUCUUCGUCCUGUCCGCCUUCGUGGGCAGCCACAUCGUCACGCUCGCCAAGCAUUCCUUGCAAGAUGGUGGUAUUCUCGAGUACAUCAUCGACGAACUCGACGUGUCAGCAGACUUCCAGGCAGAUGAGUGGCCAGUCAUUGGUAACUAUGGAAACGACGUUGUGAUCAUGCACACGGGGGAUGGGAUUCGUGUCUUCUCGGCAGAAGAUUGGGAUAUAUUAGAUGACGAAAUAUUCAAUGACCAAGACCAAGAUGACGAUUCGGAGGACGAUUCGGAGGAGGAUGAUUAGGGUGAUGAAUAAGGAUUCCUGGUUUUAAUGGAUAUAAAAUCCAAUGCAUAUUCAGAAUAUGGAAAAAAUUUAACAAGGUAAUGAUUAUAACAGGUAAACGAUAUAUUACUUUUAUGAAUACAAUUAGAUCUCAGCCCGUGUUACCUUCAACAUUUCAGAUACAUGUAUAAUCGGUGACCAG
Molecule: messenger RNA, 2374 nt
Organism: Strongylocentrotus purpuratus (purple sea urchin)
Lineage: Eukaryota; Metazoa; Echinodermata; Echinoidea; Camarodonta; Strongylocentrotidae
Exons: 3
Coding region: 1-2193 (730 amino acids)
Biological process (GO): positive regulation of DNA-templated transcription
Cellular component (GO): chromatin; nucleoplasm
Molecular function (GO): zinc ion binding; ubiquitin-protein transferase activity
Source: RefSeq, a predicted model, not a curated record